AUGUCUUUAUCGAGGUCCUACCUCAGCGACGUGAAGACCCCUCUCUUUUUAUUCUUAAUGUUUACACCCCCCCCACGCGUCACCAAAGACCUGUCGCUCGUUGCUCUGCUCCGUGCCGCUGCAGCGAGAGCAGCCAAAUCCCCCCUCCUCGUUCUCGGUGACUUCAACGUCAGGCAUCCGGACUGGGGUUACUCCAAGGCCGAUGGCCCCGGCACGAGGCUGUGGCAGCUCGCACACGACCUCCACCUCUCCCUGCUCACCGACCCCACGCAACCCACGCGCAUCGGCAACAGCGUGUGCCGCGACACCACUCCGGACCUCAGCUUUUGCCGUUACGUGCACGACGCGCGCUGGUCCAAUACACAUCAGUCCCUGGGCAGCGACCACUACGUCCUCGCCAUCCAAGCCCGUACCUCCCCGUGCAAGCCGCGCCCACACACGACCCGCUGUACGGAUUGGGAUGCCUUCCGAGCCCGCCGGCUGCACUCUGCCGCCCCCGACAUCGAGGACCUUUCGAUGUGGACCGACCAGCUACUGGCGGACCUCGACGGGGUCACCGCCUCGAUCCCCACCACGGAGGACCAUCCGGCAAUUGACUCCCGCCUCGCCCACCUGUUAGCCGCUCGCACGAGCCUGACCAGCCAUUGGCAUAAGCAACGUCACAACCGUCGCCUGCGCCGCCGCAUCGCAUACCUCGAUCGCGAGAUCGAGCAUCACACAACUGUGCUCGCCCGCCAACAGUGGGAGCAGCUUUGCUCAGGGAUCUCCGGUCAGCUGGGCUGCAAGCAAUCCUGGCAUCUCCUCCGCCACCUCCUCGACCCUGCUUCCGCCAAGUCAGUCGCUCGGCAACAAUUACAACGCGUUGUCCGGGCCUACCCCGGCGACACACCGUCGCUGAUAGCAGACCUGGCCGCCAAAUACCUCCAGCUGCCACCCCCUGGCACCUCUUCUCCCCCUCUCACGUCCUACUCCGGGGCCCCCAACCCCGAACUAGAUGCCGAUAUCACGGAAGCUGAAGUCUACGCCGCGCUACACAAGCUCCGCACCACCUCCGCCCCCGGUCCAGAUCGCAUUCCCAACAAACUUCUCCGAAAUCUUGAUGCCCCUUCGGUCCUUGCCCUCACUUCGUUCCUGAAUGAGUGCUGGCGCUCCGGCAACCUCCCCCAGUCGUGGAAACACGCUCGCGCGGCUUUCAUCCCGAAGCCGGACGCUCACCACCUCCUUCCCCACACCAUGAUUGGUUUCCGCCCCCACCUCUCCACACAAGACGUCCUCUUGCAACUCCACCACGACCUUCUCGAUCCGCCCACCUUCUCGGACACUAAGGCUCUCCUUAGCCUCGACCUUCACAAGGCGUUCGACAACGUCUCCCAUUUGGCUAUUCUUACCGAACUCGCCACCAUCAACCCUGGCUCUCGCACCUACCACUACAUUCACUCCUUCCUCACGGCCCGCACGGCCGAAAUCAUCGUGGGAGAUCUCUCGUCUCCCACGUAUGCACUUGGAUCUCGUGGUACCCCUCAGGGCGCCGUCUUGUCACCUUUUCUUUUUAAUCUCGCCCUUCGCUCACUUCCCGACAAGCUCGACCGUAUCCCCGAUCUCAAACACACCCUGUACGCGGACGACGUAACUCUUUGGGUCACGUCUGGCUCCGACGGGCACAUUGAGCAGACGUUGCAACGCGCAACUGACGUCGUCACGAGUCACGUGCACGCGGCCGGUCUCGCUUGCUCGGCGGCCAAAUCGGCCCUCCUCCUCAUGCGGCCCCCCGACCGGCGUCGCCACAAGACGCCUCACCCCACCAUCACGAUUCACGCCAAUUCUACUCCCGUUCCCGUCGUCUCGCAUCUCCGGGUGCUUGGGCUGAUAGUACAGUCAAACCGCCAUAAUGCUCACACCAUCGACCAGCUCUCGCUUUCGGUUCAGCAAACCGCGCGCAUGCUCGCUCGUGUCCGAGCGCGGCGCAUCGGCAUGCGCGAACACGAUCUCCUCCGCCUAGUCGACGCUUUCGUCGUUUCCCGUCUCACGUACGGCCUUCCUUAUACGCGUCUUCUCAAAUCGGAACGCGACAAGGUCGACGUCCUCAUCCGCCGUGCAUACAAGACUGCUCUCGGCCUUCCCCCCAACGCGUCCACGGCGCGUCUCCUCCGCCUGGGAGUCCACAACACGCUCGACGAACUGAUCGAAGCUCACCGCACCGCUCAGGUGCAACGCCUUCAUCGUUCGCCGACCGGUCGCUACAUCCUCUCUUCCAUCGGUCAUGACACGUCUUCUCACCCACCAGACCUGGUCUCACUACCGCAUGCUCUUCGGGCAGCCUUUUCCAUCAAGCCGCUACCCAAGAAUAUGCUCGCGGGACACCACGACGCCCGUCGCCAAGCCCGUGCGGCCAUGCUUCACGCCAAGUACGCCGACCACCCGGCCAUCGCCUACGUGGAUGCGGCCCGAUACGCCUCGCCCGGGGACGCCUUCGCAGUCGUCUCCGUCUCCCCCUCCUCGGCACACUCGGCACCCUUGGGGCCGAUAAUCACGGCCGCCACCGUUCGAACGCCCUACGUCGUCGAGGCUGAGGAGGCGGCCAUCGCUUUAGCCGCCACCUCGACCGACGCCAGCGUAAUACUCUCCGACUCCAAGCACGCCAUCUCCAAUUUCGCCCGAGGUCUCGUCUCGCCUACCACCUUACGGCUCCUUCGCCCACUUCUACUGGAGGACGAACCGUGUCACAUUGAACUGGUCUGGGUUCCCGCCCACUCGGGUCACCCCGGCAACGAGUUGGCUCACCAACACGCUCGAGGAUUCGUCGACCGAGCGGUGGGCCCCUCCGCGUCGGACGCCCCGGUGCCGGAGCCCCUGGUCACCUACCACGACAUUACCCAGCACUAUCGCCUCGAACGGUACGCCUACCCACCCCCACAUGGCAGUCUUCCCAAGCGGUCCGAGAUCGCCUGGCGUCGCCUCCAGACCCGCACCUUUCCGUGCCCGCUAGUGUAUUCGCACAUCCACCCUGGUGUCAUUGAUCCACGCUGCUGCCUGUGCGGUGACGUUGCCUCCUUAAACCACAUCCUCUGA
Messenger RNA from Dermacentor andersoni, 3069 nucleotides. The record is from RefSeq and is a predicted model, not a curated record. Lineage: Eukaryota; Metazoa; Arthropoda; Arachnida; Ixodida; Ixodidae.